AUGGCCGGCAACGAUGUGGAAAUGACCCACAAUGAGAUGUGGGAUGACUCCGCGCUCAUAGAGUCAUGGAACGAGGCUCUAGACGAGUACAAGAAGUAUCACAGCAUCCACGCAAAGGGAGGCAAGCUCAAAGACCUUGAUCUUCAGGAGAAGACGGAGGACAAGCCCCAGACCAUCGACGACACGCAAACGCAGGUGGUCGAUCAGCCAGAGAUCACGGAUAAUGGCGCAGAGGGAGCCGACAAAACAAAGGGGGUGAUGGUGGGCGACAGCAGCACGGAUGUCCGGGUCCAGGCAGAUUCAACAGGCGUGCCUAUCGCAGCAAAGGCUAAUGACCCCCAAGGGCCUGCGAUAAUGGGCCCGCAGAGUCUUCUCGGAUCAGUGCAAGAUGAAGGCUUGAAGAGACUUUUGAUGUCGUGGUACUAUGCCGGUUACUAUACGGGAUUGUAUGAAGGACAGCAGCAGCAACAGCAACAGCAACAGUAG
Molecule: messenger RNA, 486 nt
Organism: Colletotrichum orchidophilum
Lineage: Eukaryota; Fungi; Ascomycota; Sordariomycetes; Glomerellales; Glomerellaceae
Exons: 5
Coding region: 1-486 (161 amino acids)
Source: RefSeq, a predicted model, not a curated record